Ricinus communis (castor bean) is the source of this 495-nucleotide messenger RNA. Its product is annotated as histone H1. The record is from RefSeq and is a predicted model, not a curated record. Gene Ontology annotation, biological process: nucleosome assembly; chromosome condensation; negative regulation of DNA recombination. The transcript has a single exon. Gene Ontology annotation, molecular function: structural constituent of chromatin; nucleosomal DNA binding; double-stranded DNA binding. Lineage: Eukaryota; Viridiplantae; Streptophyta; Magnoliopsida; Malpighiales; Euphorbiaceae. Gene Ontology annotation, cellular component: nucleosome; nucleus. The coding region runs from base 1 to 495 and encodes 164 amino acids.
AUGACAUUGAAAGAAAGGACUGGAUCUAGUCAAUACGCGAUCACAAAGUUCAUAGAAGAGAAGCAUAAUAAAUUAACUCUGAAUUUUAGAAAGCUGUUAUUAUUUCAUUUAAAGAAGCUCACAGCCUCUUGUAAGGUAGUCAAAAUAAAAAAUUCAUUCAAGCUGCCAUUUGCCCGCUCUGCUCCGGCUAAGAAACCAGCUACCGAUGCCAACCCUAAAAUAUCCACCACUAAAGUAAAAGCUGCCACAAAAGUUGCAGCCGCUAAGCCAAAAGCUAAAGUCGCUGCAGCAAAACUAAAGCCAAAGCCAAGAACUGCAGGAAAGACAAAGUCGAAAACAGUUACUAAGCCGAAGCCAAAGACUGCGGCAAAGCCAGCUAAAGCUACAGCAAAGGGAACAGUAAAAUCAAAGACAACGAAGGUUGCUCCAAUUAAGAGCGUGAAAAAGUCGAAGAGUGUUAGAUCGCCGACUAAGAGGAAGGCUUUAGGGAAGUGA